Malassezia restricta is the source of this 2157-nucleotide messenger RNA. RefSeq names its product tyrosine-protein phosphatase 2/3. Gene Ontology annotation, molecular function: protein tyrosine phosphatase activity. Lineage: Eukaryota; Fungi; Basidiomycota; Malasseziomycetes; Malasseziales; Malasseziaceae. The transcript has a single exon. Gene Ontology annotation, biological process: protein dephosphorylation. The coding region runs from base 1 to 2157 and encodes 718 amino acids. The record is from RefSeq and is a predicted model, not a curated record.
AUGUGUGCCGACCCACAUAAAAGGACGAGCGAGGCGCAGCUGGCUAAGUCAGGGCAGGAUUCUCGAGUCGACUCGUCUGGGACAGCGGCGAACGCAUCGACGACCGAGCCUGGGUACUUUGAGCUUCGGCAUCACGUACCCGAGACACCGGCUACGCCUGGCGUGUCCAAUCAUGCGUGGACGAGCCUUCUUCCUUCCUCGGAGCUGCCGGCUCCCAAGACGCCGUCUUCCCAUUCCGCGCCUGUAUUCCCACUCCCUGCAACAUUAAUGGCCCCACGCAUAACCCCAAGGCUCUUGUCGCCAACGUCAUCUCAGGUCGCCGCGCGCACGGCCGACAUGAAGCAGUACUUGUCACUGGAUCCAGAAAUGUUGUUGAAGCUACUGCAAAAGAGACCUAUCCUUCAACAUCCUAUACCAGAGCAUGUCCUCAUUCUGGAUAUCCGCCCCACCACCGCUUUUGUGCGCGCGCAUCUUCGGGAUAGCACGAAUGUUUGUGCUCCUACAACGCUUUUGCGCCGCUCUGAGUUCACGAUUGAACGGCUUGAGGAGCAAAUUUUGGAUGAGGGGCCUGAAAAGGAGACAUUUCAGCAAUGGCGUUCCUAUACCGACGCACCUUCUCGGAUCAGUUGGAUUGUUGCGCUCGAUACCGAUUCGACCAAGCCAACAUCCAUCGGUCGCUCCAGUGCAGGGGGCGGUGGUCCAUCGCUUCUUGGUUUGCUGCGCAAGUUUGAUGUCGCCGGUUACAAAGGCACGCUGUGCUGGGUCCGUGGUGGCUUCCAUGCCAUUAUGGCGCUUGCAGAGUCGGCAGAGUUCAUCGAGCACGAUACCACAAAGUCUCCAUCAUAUAUCCCACAUGCCAUGCGGCACCGAGGUCUGACGCUAGAUGCAUUUCGCCGUGCCAGCACGGUCGAUGCCGGGCUCGGUGGCACGGACCGGCUGCAGGCGGCGAACCCAUUCUUCGAUAAUAUCCGGCAAAACAUGGAAUUAUCGUGCGGUAUCACCGAUAUUGUACCCUUAGAUCUUGAUCUUGACGAGGCUCAACUUGAACGCAUGCCGCGUUUUGUGCGAGACCUCGCGAAGAUGGAGUCUUCCGUCCGCGCACGUCACUUGGCGGAGCUGUUUUUUUCGAUUGAAAAGUCUGAGCAGCAAAGACUUCAAAAUAUCAUGCAACGCCACUCGCAAGAGUCAUCUUCUGUCCACUCCAAGGUGCCUCGUGCCCCCGUACACGUAUCGCAAAGCGCCUUAUUCCCCUUGUUACCCAGUACGCAUGAAUUAUCAGAGGAUGCCUUUCCGUUGAGUAUCACGGCGGCCUUGGAGCGUGGGCACGAUCAUCGAUACCGAAACUUUUGGCCGUUUGAGCACAGUCGCGUCAAGUUUGAACAACCAACGAAGGAUGCUGAGUACAUAAACGCUUCCUACGUGAACCCCUUGCGUGCCUGGGGUGAUCACCACGUCUAUAUUGCAACGCAGGCACCGAUGCCAUCGACUUUCGGUGCAUUUUGGCGCGUAGUUUGGGAGCACAAGUCACCUGCGAUUAUCAUGGUCGCUCGUGAACGUGAAUCAGGUCGCCUGCAAUGCGACGACUAUUGGAGCCUCACACGUAUUGGACCUUUUCAGAUGCGCAUCAUGUCCGAGCGUGCUAUAUCCCAGGCUGAGCUGGAUAGUCGUGAGGACCGAGCUGACUCGAUAUCCCCACACCAGGCACCUGUGGUGCUACGUCGCACGAUCGAGUUGCUUCACAGUCAGCACCCCGAUGAGCCAGCCCACAUUGUGCGGCAGUACCAGUUCCUGGCAUGGCCGGAUCACAGCGUGCCUGACAAGCCAGAUUCCCUGCUUGGGUUGAUGCGUCUUGUGCACGCCGAUACAGCAUCCAAUCGCGAUGCACCGACCAUCGUGCACUGCUCGGCUGGUAUUGGACGUACAGGCACUCAUAUUUUGGUGGAUGCCGUCAGCACCUUUCUCCACCGAGUGCGUCACUUGGUGGACAAGGAGGCGACGUCCCCCCAGGUCGAAUAUUGGGAGAGUCCCAAUGACCUCAUCUAUGAGGCACUGAUGGUGAUGCGUGAGCAGCGCAUGAGCACUGUCGAAACGGUUCGGCAGUAUGUCUUUGCCUACAAAGCCGUCAUUGCCUCGCUCCUUCCUCCCUCUGUACCAUAG